Messenger RNA from Guillardia theta CCMP2712, 1993 nucleotides. RefSeq lists its product as hypothetical. The coding region runs from base 1 to 1989 and encodes 662 amino acids. NCBI's taxonomy places the organism in Eukaryota, Cryptophyceae, Pyrenomonadales, Geminigeraceae. The record is from RefSeq and is a predicted model, not a curated record. The transcript is spliced from 13 exons.
AUGAUCUUCUCGCCCCAUGCCCAACAAUCUCCACCAGAGUGCGACCUUGAGGAAGCAGCUCAGCGAUGCGCAGAGCUGGUCUGGAUGGACAGGCCAUGCUUCGAGUGCGGGCUCAAAGUUCGCUCUUGCCUCUGUAGGCCGCCCAGCGAGUCUACUGGCCCGCGCCAGCUUUCCGUGUCACAACUCUACGAGCAGCUGAGCAUGAAGACCUAUGGCACUCAGUUGCGGUUGUUGCAGGGUGCGAAAGAUUCAGCCAGCGAAACGCCUAAGGAAAGAAGAAGGCAGGGGAACCAUGAUGAGCUCUUCCAGCCGUCCUCAGAAGUGGGUUAUCCUCUUCAGGGCAAGAGAAUGCAGGUACUGAUCAAGGCGAAGAGAGGGCUGGUAGAUCGCGGUAGCCGAGCUGCAAUCCAAGUGGUCUGCUCUUGCCUCGAACACCCUGAGCAGUACGUGCGAGGGGCAGCGGUUGAGGCGUUAGGGAAGAUCUGCGAGAGAGGAGACAAGGAAGCCAUCGGGAUCAUCCUUCCGCUACUCGCCAGCGAGCACGAUGGCACCAGAGACGCUGCAGCUGAGGCUUUGAGCCUCGUGGCUGCUCGAGGGGAUCAAGACGUCAUCUCCAAGGUGCUGGCGAUCGCCAAGAGCAGUCAACUCCUACAGUGUCGGGUGUCAGCAAUCAAAGUGAUUCCGCGAAUCUCGCUGCGAGGAAGCUCGUCGGUGGUUGAAUCGCUCAUCGCGCUAGGCGAUGUCGGGCACCUCGAGCUUGUACUAGUGAUCCAAGAGGCGCUCGUUGAUCUCUGCUUGAGGGGUGACAGACGUGCCAUCUCUCUCUUGUCUGCUCAAGCUUGCAGCCCUGAGCCUCGCGCUCGCAUCGCUUCAAUCUUGGGGCUUGCUUCCAUUGCUGAGCUCUGCAAGCCUGGCGAUGGCAACGCAUUCCAGGUGCUUAAGAAAGCCCUACAGGACUGCGACAAAGACGUGCGAGCAGCAGCAGCUUCAGCGAUUUUUCCGCUCGUGCCUGUAGGCGGGAACUCAAAACCAUGGCUAUCUGGCAGUGCCGCCACGAAUCUCAAGCUUCUCUGCGUGGAGGCAAAAGCGUUGAUCAGAAAGUUCGGAGACGACACAUCUGGUCCAGCAUUGAAGACUCAAGACGAGGCUAUUGGAAGCUGCUGCCAGACCGAGCACGAGCGGGAGCCCUACAAGGGCGAAAGCUUCUUGAGCUUGAGCGCUACAGGAAGUUCUCCGGCGUCUUCAACUGCGGGGGGCGACAUCCCAGGCGAUUCCUCGAGGGCCUUCAAGAUGCGGUUCCAAAAGUUCGUCGACGACGCGAUGCGCGAGCAGACGGCAAGUGCUGGGGCGAGUUCCGAGCAAGUCGAGGAAGAAAUCUCUCUUCUUGUUCUGCAGAUGGUCUUGAUUGUGAGCACAUCAGUAGCAGUUGAAGACAAUGCACGUCUGAUCGAAGAGGUCGACCAGAAACAAAAGCGAUUAUGGAGCCAACAACUCAAAGACUUGAAAGCCUCAAAGUCUUCAAAAAGUUCCAAGCUUGUUCUGCCAAAAUCAAGUGGUCGGCCGAUGAGCAUGUCCAUGAGGUCUUCUGCUCGUGCUGCAGACUCUGCAAGUUCUGGUUUUGCUUUUGGGAACCUUGGCUUGUUGCUCGCAGGACAACAGCGAGAUACUGACAGCUCCUCGUCCUCCUUCCCUUCUCCCUGCGUGAUGGUGGACUUGCGGAUUGACCGUAGGAGACUCGCUGAGCUGACGCUGAUGCAGGCCGACACCGUCAAGGUUGAGAAGAAUGAGUCCAGAAAUCGCGGGAGCGGUGAAGGACGAGAGUCUCUUGUCAUGACAGGCAGUCAGCGCAAGCCUGUGCGGCAACACACGUUGUCGGUCGAGAAGUUCAUGAGCAACUUCUCCAUCAGCCUGGAGCUCAAGAAACGAGCGAGAGGAGGCUUGAUCGGAAACCUCUCGAGAAGCUUCGCAAGUUCCACGACCCAGACCUGACGGC